Messenger RNA from Colletotrichum navitas, 768 nucleotides. RefSeq lists its product as uncharacterized. Lineage: Eukaryota; Fungi; Ascomycota; Sordariomycetes; Glomerellales; Glomerellaceae. The record is from RefSeq and is a predicted model, not a curated record. The coding region runs from base 289 to 522 and encodes 77 amino acids. The transcript has a single exon.
AAGAAAAGAAAAAAAAAAAAAAAACCAAGGUCCCGGGGGUUUGGGCCGAUCACCCCAGCCAUAAUACCGGUUUUCUUCCCUUUCUGGUUUGAUGUUCUUCUUACCGUUACUGCCCAACUAAAUCUCUCUCUCUCUCUAUCUCCUCCACAUCGCCGGCUGGGAACCUGGCGAGGGUUCGAUUCCACCGCGCCGGACCGCAUACAACAACCCAUCCUUGACACCUGGACAAGACCACCCCUUUCUAGCAAGCAAGCAAGCUUCCACGCCCCCCCUUUGUAUUACGCCCCCAUGACUCUUCUCCUCUCCCUAGACACCCUCCGCUCACAUCCCGCAGCCCUUGUAUCCAUCCCCAUCUUUCUGCUACCCUCGCCUAUCCUCGCCUACGCCGUUCAUCUUGAUCCGAGUAGCAUCAGCCUGCGUAGGGACAACAAGACACUGACCGCAGUCAGGGUCGAAAAGCACUCGGUUGCAGUCCCGCAGGGGCCCUCACCGUACAGAAAUCAUCGAGUCAAGCAAGACUGAGAGACUGAGAGAGAGAGAGAGAGAGAGAGAGAGAGAGAGAGAGAGAGACGGAGAGAAAAGCCGUUGCCCGCGGCCGUGACUACAUCCAUCCCUCCAUCCAUUUCUGUAUGCUGCGCUCUAAGCCACAGGUUUCAGUUACACUAGAUGCCCUUCGGCCCAUUUGAUAUCACUUCACGUGCAGAUUAAGGGGCCCAUGCCUUCUUCCCAAUAUGACAUAGGGUAAUUUCUUUUAUGUAUCUUUUCUCA